UGUUAUCGAUAGCGGACCGUCUCUAUUAAGCCAUAACCUUGAUUAUUAUUUUUAUUUGUUUCCUGCUUUAAAACCCAAAACAUUAGAUAAAACAGUUUGCAAACAUGACCAACAAUAAUGCGACGGCGGAGGCAGCCAGCUCCAGUCGGGCUGGCGGCAGCAAACAGCAGCCAAAACUGGAAAUCACCGAGAAAGUUCGUGUCCUAUGCCUGCAUGGAUACCGCCAGAACGGGGAGGCCUUCAAAAGCAAGCUGGGAUCUUUUCGCAAGUUCGCCUCCAAGUACGCUGAGUUUGUGUUUAUCACGGCGCCGCACGUGGCCGCUGCCCUGGAGUCGGCGGCGGAGCCUGUGCCUGAGCAGAGAAGCUGGUGGGCGAAUAAGGACGAUGGAACCUUCAAGGGGACAAACAAGGGAGGGCCCGCCUUUGGCUUCCAGGAGAGCCUGCGCCUUGUCGAGGAGGCGUGGCGUACGCAGGGUCCAUUUCAGGGACUGCUGGGCUUCUCACAGGGGGCCUGUUUCGUGGGCCUAAUUUGCGGACUGGCCAAAAAGAAGUUGACCUCAAUCCGGCCGGAGUUUGCGGUGCUCUCCUCUGGAUUCUUGUCCGGCAGCUUGGUACACAUGAGCGCCUACGAGGAGGCCAUCACCAUACCCACGCUGCACAUCUACGGCCAGACAGAUGAGAUCAUUCCCAAGGAGAUGAGCGAAUCCCUGGCUGCGCACUUCAAAAGCCCAGAGUUGCUGGAGCACAGUGGCGGGCACUACUUCCCGGCGACGGCGCAGCAAAAGCAGACGUUUAUUAACUUCUUCCAGGACCGACUGCAGGAGUUCUUGGAGCACCAGGAGCUGCAGCAGAGCGGCAAUGCCUCAUUCGUGGACAGCGGAGCGGAGGACGACAACGACGCCGAAGUGGCCGCAAUGACGGCCGAGCUGGACGAGAGUGAUUAGCCGGUGGACGGGGGUUUUUUCGUUGGUUUUUAAUAAUAAUUAAAUCUUAUUAUUACAAAAAUAAUGAUUUGAUUAUAAAUUAUAAUAUAAUUAGAUCCCAAUAUUCUUGAAAUAUUCCCUCUGCUUACGAAGGAUCAAGCGGAUCGGGUAUUGAAAUUGCUGCACGUUCGCUCAGUUCGCACAUUUACUUUUUAUGACUUUGUGUAUUUUCUCAACAAAUUCGUAUAAAUUCCAUUAAAAAGAAACAAAACAA
Messenger RNA from Drosophila ficusphila, 1197 nucleotides. RefSeq names its product esterase CG5412. The transcript has 2 exons. Gene Ontology annotation, biological process: response to retinoic acid. The record is from RefSeq and is a predicted model, not a curated record. NCBI's taxonomy places the organism in Eukaryota, Metazoa, Arthropoda, Insecta, Diptera, Drosophilidae. Bases 105 to 944 code for a protein of 279 amino acids. Gene Ontology annotation, cellular component: cytoplasm; nucleus.